AUGCAAAUAUAAACAGCAGCAAUAGUCAAACAAAUAGUGUCUUCUUUAUUUGCAGCUGUAGCGUCAAUGUUAUUGAAAAUAGUUUCAGACUUAGAUUUUAACUAAACCUUAUAUCUAAGAGCAUUCAUAGGAUUAAUCUUACUUGCAAGUGCUACCAUCUAUUAUAAGCUUUAAGUUUACAACUUUGAUAAGCAAACUAUGGAUAGCUUAAUUAAUAGAGGUAUCAUUGGUGGAUUUGGAGCAUUCAUUUAUUUUAAAGGAUUAAAUUUAGUACUUGUGUCUGAAUCUAUUCUUUUGAAUAGAAUGUCACCUUUAUGGACAUCAAUUAUCUAUAUAAUAGUGUUAAAAAAAGAACAAUUCAAUAGAAGAUUAUUGAUAAAUAUGACACUAUCUGGUUUAGGAAUAUUUUUAAUUGCAAAAAACAACAAUUAGACAUAAAUAACAGUAGAUUCAUAUUAUCAUUGGAUAGGCAUAAUAUUGAUAUUGGUAGCUUCCAUAACAUAAGCCAUAGUUAAUAUUUUAGUUAAAUCUGUCAACAAAUAAGUAUUUUUCAUAUGCUCCAAUUUAGGUUGAUAGUAUUGUUAUAACUUUAUAUUAAGCAUUUUUUGCUAUAAAUUUACCUGUAAUCAAUUCUCUAUUUGAUGGAACUAAGUAUUUAUAAUUAUUAUUAUAUAGUUUUAAGAUACCAUCAUUUAAUGGAACCUUUAUGAUAGCAAUUGCUUCUGUAAUAUCAUUAUUGGCUGGAAUAUUGUAAGUUUAAUCUAUGAGAGAGGGCAAAUUAAGUGUAGUUUCUAAUGUUAGUUAAAUUCAACUUUUUUUUGGAUAUCUAAUUGAUUUUUUUGUUUUUUCUGCAAAAUUCAAUUAAGAAUAGAUAAUAGGAAACAUCUUAUUAUUAUGUUCUUUAAUUCCUCUAAUUUGGAAAUGA
Molecule: messenger RNA, 925 nt
Organism: Paramecium pentaurelia
Lineage: Eukaryota; Ciliophora; Oligohymenophorea; Peniculida; Parameciidae
Source: the annotation of a GenBank genome assembly